This is a messenger RNA of Lactuca virosa, 902 nucleotides long. NCBI's taxonomy places the organism in Eukaryota, Viridiplantae, Streptophyta, Magnoliopsida, Asterales, Asteraceae. The record is from the annotation of a GenBank genome assembly.
AUGGAUGCCAUCAGUAACAUGGAUUUUGAGUUUGUUGCUUCUGGACAUUAUGCAAAAGUUAUUCACCCCCUUAUAGAUGAAACCAAUGAUCUUUCAUUUCUUCAUCUGUCAAAGGAUAUGGUGAAGGAUCAAACAUACUUUCUUUCAUAUCUCUCACAAGCUCAACUUAAAAGACUAGUGCUUCCUCUUGGAUGUAUUCCAAAAGAUGAAGUCCGAAGGCUUGCCCGGAAAUUUGAUUUGCCUAACCAAGAAAGAAGGGAUUCACAGGGAAUAUGCUUUCUUGGGAAGAUUAGGUAUAGUGAAUUUGUUGAAAGACAUAUUGGUGAAAAAGAAGGUAUACUAUUAGAAGCUGAAAUAGAUGAUUUUUUAGGAGUCCACAGGGGCUUCUUGUUUUACACAAUUGGUCAACGCCAAGGUUUGGGUCUUCCAGGAGGACCAUGGUAUGUUGUUGAGAAAGAUGUAAAAAAUAAUGUGGUUUUUGUAUCAAGAAAUUAUUAUUCGGUUGAUAAAAUAAGACGAUCAUUUCUUGUUGGAUCCUUUAGAUGGAUCAGCGGAUCUCCUCCUCACAACUUAAACCACUUAAGAUGCAAGGUUCCACAUGGCCCGCUUUUCUAUGAUUGCAGUUUGCAUAUAGAAGAAAAAGAUGGUAUUGGCACUGUCCAAUUACCUGAAGAUGAUCAGGGUCUCGCUGCUCGCCAAUUUGCAGCUUUUUAUCAACAAGAGCUUUGUGUGGGGUCAGGGGUAAUUUUGGAAUCAUGGGAUGAUGCUAAGGGGUUUCCUGUUUCUGUUUCUGACAAGGCUCGUCAUAUUGCAAAAAUGGAAGAUAAAUCUAAGCUUGGUAAACCCGUCAAGAUCAAACCAAAACAUCAAGAUUGUUUGAGGGAUUCGAUAUGCUAAGGGGU